CUGGUUGUAAACUGCUUGGGAGUGCUGACAGCCAGUCGACUUCAAAACAGCCAGGAGAAACUUUCUUGCUAACUUUGGGAAGGAAUUCAAAAAUGCUGAAAGGUGCAGAUGAUGUUGUUAUGGAGCAGGAGGACUCCGCUUCCCGCCAUGGAGAAAUAACAAGUUGGGAUAUCAAUGACAUCAAACUUCCUCAGGACGUAAGACAGAUAGACUGGUUUCAAGAAUGGCCAGAUUCCUACGUAAAACAUAUCUAUAGCUCAGAGGAUAAAAAUGCUCAGAGGCACCACAGCAGCUGGGCAAUGAGAAACACCAACAACCACAACUCUCGCAUCUUAAAAAAGUCCUGCCUCGGGGUGGUGGUCUGCGGCAACGACUGCUCAACCUUGGAUGGGAGGAAGAUCUACCUAAGACCAGCCAUAUGUGAUAAAGCUAGGCAAAAACAACAGCGGAAAUGCUGUCCAAACUGCAAUGGACCCCUGCGGCUCCUUUCCUGCCGAGGCCAUGGUGGUUACCCAGUUACCAACUUCUGGAGGCAUGAAGGCCAAUUCAUAUUUUUUCAGUCCAAAGGAGCUCAUGACCAUCCACGUCCAGAAACAAAACUAGAAGCAGAAGCAAGAAGAUCAAUCCAAAAAGCACAGACAGCUUUUUCUCCAUCUUCUCCAAGAUCAAAAAGAACACGGGAGAUUGAGUCUCUGACAGGUGCAAUGCCGACGCGGGAGGCUUUGCCUUUGCUUCUUUCCAAGCCGGACGCUUACAUGCUACCUGCUAAUUUCAGGGGACAUUUAAGCAAAAGUUCCCGGGAGCCAACACUGGGCAGCUGCCCUGGGCAGCCGCCAUACCCAAGGGCAGCUGGGGAGGACGGGGGCUCCGGAGAGGCACUGACCUGGAGCAGGAGCCCGGCCCUUGGGAGGACCCCCAGCGCCGGGAGGCCUUGCAGCGGCCCUGCUGUCCCCACGGCCAACCUGCCCUGCGCAGCCCCUUCCCCCCAGCACCGCAGCACCCAGCACGUCCUGCCAGUGACAAAGGGCGGCCAUGACCCCUUCAGGCCUAAAGCUUGCCUUUUGGGGGAUGAGUCCUGCGAGGAGAAAUCCCCACAGGCCUACAGCAGCAGCUGCCUCCCUCCACCGCCCUACCCUGCGCCUCAGGAAGGCCCCUGCCCCACGGCAAGCGGGGCACACCACCACCACCAGCUCUCGGCGCCUCUGAGGGGGAGCGAAGGAGACGGGGGCGAGGGAGGGCGACGUAUGGGUCUCAACUACUGCAACAACGACAUGUUUUUUAACCUGUACCCAUUACGGUGA
Molecule: messenger RNA, 1301 nt
Organism: Nipponia nippon (crested ibis)
Lineage: Eukaryota; Metazoa; Chordata; Aves; Pelecaniformes; Threskiornithidae
Gene: GCM1
Product: GCM transcription factor 1
Biological process (GO): regulation of transcription by RNA polymerase II; gliogenesis
Cellular component (GO): nucleus
Molecular function (GO): RNA polymerase II cis-regulatory region sequence-specific DNA binding; DNA-binding transcription activator activity, RNA polymerase II-specific
Source: RefSeq, a predicted model, not a curated record